AGUUUUAACAAGUUUUUUUUUUUUUUUUACCAAAGCAAUCAAGACGAGAGGCUCUGAGGGUGAAGUUUCUCAUUUUUUGGACUCAGAUGCCAAACCUGCGGUCCAGUACUUGUACUACCGGUAUUCAUGAGUUUUGGUGCCGGGAUCGUACCCGCACAACACCGUACCUGAGUAUAUUGCAGCACUGGCAACAGGGACGUUUCUGUGGUCCCCUCAUGCGAUGGGUUGUAUGUGAUGGGAUUCCCUACGAACAUUGCUUAUACUCGAGCACGAGUAUGAUACCUGCUGUCCUUUAGCAGCAUCUGCAUCUCCUCCAUCUCUCUGCCUCCACGCAACUUUCUUUAAAAACCCCUCACCCCAUCCCAUCCGUCCCUUAGGGGUGAGCAUAGCCUAGACCGCGGCUACAUUAACCAAAACUCUCCAGUCACGAAUACUACGAUCUCCAGAUAACAAACCGAAAGUUCUCCAUCCCAUUCCCGCUCCAGCCCCGGCGAGAGUGAGGAUGUCGAAAACGAUAACCCCAAUCCACAGGAACUGGGUCUUCAGGCAAUCAUCCUCCACGGCCUCGGAUCUAGCACAAUUUCGCCCUGUCUCGCAGUUCCCAACAAACGUGCAUCUAGACCUCCUCCACCACGGAUUGAUCCCCAACCCAUUCUUUGCGAAACAGGAAGUGGACGUGCAGUGGGUGGGGGAGGGAGGCUGGAUCUAUAGGACCAGCUUUGCAACCCCCGGGGCGCAUAGGGUACGAGGAGGUGAGAAGGAUGUGCUCGUUUUCGAAGGGCUGGACACCUAUGCUACCGUUAGGGUUAAUGGGAAGGAGGUUUUGAGGUGCGAUAAUAUGUUUGUUACGCAUCGAGUGGAUGUCACCGGUAUUUUGAAAAGGGGUGGUGGUGACGAGGAGGAGGGGGAGCGGGAGAAUGAGUUGGAGGUUGAGUUCGACAGCGCGUUUUUAGCGGGAAAGAAGGUUGUUGAGGCGUGGCCGGACCACCACUGGGGAUGCUGGAAUGGGGAUGUCAGUCGGCUUGCGGUGAGGAAGGCGCAGUAUCAUUAUGUUUGUUCCCCCCAUUCGUGGCUUGAAGGCAGUUGAUUUACCGAGUUAGGGAUGGGAUUGGGGCCCGACAUUGCUUACCUGCGGACCUUGGAGGCCAGUUUACCUCGAGUCCUACAACAGCAGCAUUGCCGAACUCCACUUCACCAUCCACGUUCCCUCAAGUCUGCGUGACGUUGUUGUCACCGCGACAGCCGAGGUUGAGGGUCCGUGCAGCGAGGUUGUCUUCACGUUGACUUCCGCCUCCGGAGUGAAGAUCUCUCCAUCAACCGCUUCGGUAUCGAGGUUCAAGAGUGGGAACGGAGCAAUUGCAGAGGCCAAGUUUGAGGUUGCCGACCCAGAGCUAUGGUUCCCGCACGGAUAUGGUGCGCAGCCAUUGUACAAGCUCAGCGCCGUCCUCGGAGAUCAUAUCGACAAACUCUCGAAGACUCUCGGUAUUCGGAGAUCGCAAUUAACCCAAAGGAAGUUUGACGAGCCAGAAGAGAAAGGGGAGACGUUCCUCUUCGAGAUUAACAACGUUUCGAUAUUUUGCGGCGGAAGCAAUUGGAUCCCGGCGGAUAGCUUUAUCCCCAGGAUUACCGAUGAGCAAUAUCAAGAGUGGCUAGAGUUACUUGUGGCCGGGAACCAGGUCAUGGUUAGGUAAUGCUCCCCCCCUCCCUUCCACCAACGGUGAGAGUGAGAAAUACUUACCAGGUGACAUCCAUGACUUAGAGUGUGGGCCGGUGGCAUCUACGAAGAACCAAUAUUCUACGAAACAUGCGACAAACUCGGUAUUCUUGUCUGGCAGGAUUUUGCGUUCGCCUGCGGAAACUACCCUGCCAUGAUCCCCGCCUUCCGCGAGAACGUCCGGAAAGAAGCUAUCGAUACCGUCAAGAAGCUCAGGCACCAUCCUUCGAUCGUCAUCUGGGCAGGAAAUAACGAGGACUAUGCGUAUGUCGAGGGCCAGCCGAACCAGCUCGGAUACAAGUACGAAGACAAGAAUCCCGAUAACUGGCUCAAAACUGGAUUCCCCGCGAGAUAUAUCUACGAGAAGAUAUUGCCGGAAGUGGUUGCAGCGUACGGAGGUGGUGUUCCAUAUCAUCCUGGAAGUCCCUUCACUCCCGGAAAUGGUGAUAGCGCAGAUAAAACGGCUGGUGAUAUCCAUCAGUGGAACGGUGGGCCUCCCUAUUCCCCUCUAUCCCUAUUCCCGACUAACAAAUGCCAGUCUGGCAUGGAAACCAAGAUAGAUAUCAAGACUUCGACACCCUUGCCGGGCGCUUUGUUAGUGAAUUCGGUAUGCAGGCCUUCCCUGACAUCAAGACAAUCGACUCCUACCUUCCCAAAGACUCCAAAGACCGCUACCCACAGAGUUCGACCAUAGACCACCAUAACAAAGCCACCGGGCACGAGCGCCGCAUAGCCCUCUACUUAGUAGAAAACCUCCGCCACACAUUCUCCCCCAUAGAGAAAUACAUCUACGCCACGCAAUUGAUGCAGUCCGAAUGCCUAUCAACCGCAUACCGCCUCUGGCGCCGCCAGUGGAAGGGCCCCGGGAAGGAGUAUGUUGCUGGAGCACUCGUCUGGCAAAUCAACGACUGCUGGCCGGUGACCAGUUGGGCGAUUGUGGACUACUACCUUCGACCCAAGUAUGCUUAUUUCGCGAUUAAGCGGGAGUUGGAGAAGUACACAAUUGGCAUGAAGAGGGUGCAGGUCAAAACCCCCAAAGACAAGUACACGAAUGCGUACAUCGACGUAGACGAGAGAGUGCAGGUUUGGAUCGGAAGUUUAAAGACCGAGGGAAUUAAGGGCGCUAGCGUAGUUAUCAAGGCUUUCGAUGUCGGUGGGGAGAAGAUUGCCGAGAAGACGUUAAAAGACGACGUAGCUCUCGAGGGUAACCGGUCCGUGGAGAUCGCAGAUAUACGCAUCCCCGGCUGGGACGGAAAAACAGACUCACAUCGGGAUAUCGUCCUAGCAGCGUACCUAAUUGGCAAAGACGGAAGCACCCUUGCCCGAAGAAUCGGGUUUUCCGAACCGCUAAAGUAACCACACACUCCCUUUCCAUUCCCUAUUGCUAACAAGAAACAGAUACCUAACCCUCCAACCCCCCAAAUCCCUCAAAGCCAGUGUAGAAGAAGGGCACGUACACUUAUCCUCAGAUGUUCCCGUUAAGGGCGUUGUGGUCGAGUCCUCAAAAGAAGGCGUCGUGUUUGAAGAUAACUGCAUAGAUUUAGUGCCCGGUGAGACGGUCUGGAUUGGGGUUAAGGGGUUGGUGAAGAGUGAUGAUGUUAUGCUUCAAUACUUAUCGUAGGGGGUAGAGCUGGAGUAGUGGUUUACUGCUACGAGUGAAAUCAAGAAUCAACUGUUUCCAGUUAAGGACAGGCGCGGGUUGAUUGUAACGUUCGACAGCACCUACUACAAGUAGGAAGAAAAUUAAAUAAUAGACAAAGCUACCCCAAAGACAAUUCCCAAACUUAUUCCGCAGCAAUCGCAGGUAACGGGAAAGGAGAAAAGGGAAGAAAAAAGCGCGAAAAAGGCACAGAUUCCGAGCCCCCACGAGUAGUAAUAGUAUCAUACUCAAGUAUGAAAACAAUAGGUGCAUGGGUCCGGGAAGCCAAUGUUUGAAGCGGGUGCCAGUUCCCGGGGCAACGGAGUCAGGUACACUUGCAACCACCGCUAUUCCCCCAGU
Messenger RNA from Tuber aestivum (summer truffle), 3713 nucleotides. The record is from the annotation of a GenBank genome assembly. Lineage: Eukaryota; Fungi; Ascomycota; Pezizomycetes; Pezizales; Tuberaceae.